UUCAUUACUCACAAUGACCAGUACAUAUCUACAUGUUAUUAAAAGACUCUGAUAUUGUAAACAAUAUCGACUGAGUCGAUGUUAUACGAGUUAAGUUUGUUAUUUUAGUUUGUUUUGGUACGCGUAAAUCCCUCUCGCCGUUCGGUAUGGUAGCGCCCAGCCCAUCUGUUCUCCUCCUGUGAAAUGCGGAUUGAAACAGAUUGUAGGACUCUAUGAGUCGCAAUGGCUGCUGUGUCGCGAGGACAAGUUUUGCAGUUCAGUUAAACAAGUCACAUAUGAGGAAAAUACCGGCUUCGUCAAAACCACACUUUCUUAUUUGAUACGCUCGUUGGACGACAUAAAAAAUGUCCCAGAGAUGGAUAACUUCUGUGGAGGAGAUCCAGUCUUGGUGGGAAGUCCCCGCCAUAGCGCACUUCUGCUCUCUCUUCAGGACGGCGUUCAAUUUACCAGACUUUGAAAUAGAGGAACUUGAGCAAGCACUAAUGAAACAAGACCAACACUUCCUCUCAGACCUCCUCUGCUCCCUGCUGCAAGGAUGUUACCAACGCAGCGACAUCACGAUUCAGUCCUUUAGUAGUUACCUGAAUGACAUUAUCAAUUACCGCUGGGUAUUGGAGGAAGGCAAGCCCAACCCACUAAAGGAGCACCCAUUUGAGGAGCUACCACCCUACACACAGGUGGAGCUCUUGCACAGACUCUGUGACUAUCGUCUUGAUGCUGCUGAUGUCUUUGACCGGCUCAAGGGCCUGGAUGCAGACAGUUUGCGUGUUGAGCCUCUGGGCCAAGAUGGGACUGGGGCCAUCUACUGGUACUUUUAUGGUACGCGGCUGUACAAAGAGGAACCAGUCAAACCAAUGUCUCCUCGACACGGUAAGAUUCAUGACAAAGUACCUGAGAAGAAAAGAAGAGGGAGGCCACCAAAGAAGAAGCUUGAAGAUCAACUGCCAAUGGAGGAUGUGAUGGAGGAGGAGUGCAUGAAGGCAGAGGAGGAGAGUAUUGAAGAAUCUAUACCUGAAAUAGAGUCACAAGAGCGGAAACGUGGGGCCUGGUGUCUGGUGUGUGACACCAAGGAGCAAUGGGCAAGUCUGGCUGAGAAUAUUAAGGACAAAAUCUCCCCUCAGGACCGGCACCUGCAUCGCAUCAUCACACACAACUUUCUGCCUGAGAUCAGUAAAAUGAUCGAACACAAGGAGAAAGAGAUGAUGCAGAAGCUACUGAAUCCACCUGUGGAACGCAACGACCACAACCAUACUGAACAAAAACGUGGCAAAGAGGAUGGGCAGACUUGGGCUACAACUGAAGUGGAGCAGAAGCAGAGAGAGGAGGACCUGGAAAGGCAAGCCUUGCUUGCUGAACAACGGAGAGAAGAAGAUAGACUACUUCAGGAAGAACGGGAGAGAGAGGAACAAGAAAAAGUCAAAGCUGUAGAGGAACGUGCACGUAGAAGGAAGCAGCGAGAGGAGAAGGCCUGGUUGCUCUCCCAAGGGAAAGAGCUUCCACCCGAGCUGCAGAAUCUGGAAACCCACUCACCCAUUCGCAGAGCACGCCGUACUAAGGAGUUAUAUGACAUAGAUGAUGAUUACACUGCUCUCUACAAAGUUUUGGAGGCCCUCAAAGCCCACAAAGAUGCCUGGCCAUUCAUGGAGCCUGUUGACGAGUCUUAUGCCCCCAACUAUAAUGAAAUCAUACAGACUCCAAUGGACCUGUCCACCAUUGAGAGAAAGCUGAAUGAUAGAGAGUAUAUUGCCAAGGAGGAGUUUGUGGCUGAUGUAAAGCUAAUGUUUGAGAACUGUCUGGAAUAUAAUGGAGAAGAGAGUGAAUACACAAUAAUGGCUGAGUCCUUGGAACGCUGCUUUAGCCGAGCCUUACUAAAGCACUUCCCCUCUGAGGAUGGUGACACAGAUGAAGAGUUUCAUGUAAGCAGUGAGGACCGUGAACGCAAGGAGAAGAAAAAGAACAAAAGUCACAGACAGUCCGGGCCUGAGAGCUUGAUCAGAGCCACAGAGCAGGUUCAAAAACGCAAAUCUUCCAACAGUGGCAAAGGAAACAUUCAGCAACAGGACAAACCCAAAUUCGCUUCACAACCCCCUCCCCCCAACUACAGCAAUGGUCCCUCACAUUUCCAUAACAUCCACCCAGGACAGCAACUGCCUGGCAUUUUACAUCCUGCUCAACAGUUUCAACGGCCUGCAGGUCCUCCAGGACCAGGGAUAUAUGCCCAACGUAUGAUGAUUGACCCCCAGUAUCCAUAUCCUGGACAGGGACCCCUCAUGUCCAGGCCACCAGGGGACCAUGGACCUCAGCAUAUACCUCACUACAACAUGCAGAAUUUCCACAUGAAUGGUCCACAUCUUGGUCCCAGAUACCCAGUUGGACCUGAUGUCCGACCACUUCAACCUCCACAUCAGAAACUUUCCUAUCCUGGACCCACUCAUGGCCCUUCCCUGGGCCCAAGGCCAGUAGCCCAUCAGCCUGGAGGCCUCUGUGCCCCUCCACAUGAGGGCAACAUGUACCCUUCAACCCAACAUUUGGAAGGACAGCCCAUGCAGCCUGUGGGGAACAGGUACCCGAGGCCAGGUGUCCCAAUGCAUAGUUCCUACUCUCCUUAUGGCCCCCAUGGCAUGAACAUGCCCAGGAUGUGGCCACCCAUGAACUAUCAAGGACAGCAGACACCUGGUGGACCAAUGAUACAAGAACAGAGUACGACUAGCCAGCAUCCAUACAAUCACAGCAUGAUCCGUCCACCACACAGUGGUGGUUAUGCAAUGGCAAAUAGUCAAUACAGAAUGCCCUCUGUCAACUCCCAAAGUUCCAUUGGUCAAAGACCACCAGGGGCCCCUCAGGACUCGAGGCCACUUUUGGCAUCUAUGCUUGAUAGUCCAGAGAUGAUUGCCCUCCAGCAGCUUUCUGCCUCAUCGUCCCAAAAUGUUGGCAUCUUCCAGCCCACUCCACAAAGUAAGAGUACAACUGUAACUGCACGGUCGUCUCCUGAAAACCAGCUCUUCAGUCUCUCUAGAGAUGGUAUAGCAGACAACCAGCACACACCCAUAUCCCCCAAAGGUUCAAGUCCAAAAUCUGGUGAUAAACAGUUGCCAGUAGAGACUUCUAAUCUUACUAAUGCAGACAGCGGCCCUUGUCCCAAUCAAACAGAAAAGUCUGAGCAACCUUAUAACUGUCUGCAGAACCUACCUGUGCCAGACUGGCAUAGAUCACCACAGAGCCAAACAUCACUAGGUAAAUCUCCAGCAUCAGUGUCUACUCCAAGCACAGAAUGUUCUGAUCAGAAUGAAGACAAACAUGAACGACCAAAUCUAGAAACACCACACAACAGUGACCAAACCAAUUCUCAAAAUGCUACCCAACUAGUACCCCAGAAGCAAAAAUCUGUGAAGGAUUCUUCAAAAAUUUCCCCAAUUGAUCCUCAGCAAAUCCCCCAGCAUCCCUCUCAACAAAUCCAUCAAAAUGUUUCACAACAGUUUACUGGGAAUGGCUCUCAACAGCAAUCCCAGAAUGUUCCUCCACAAAUGCUUCGAAAUCUUUCUCAAGAAAUUGCACAAAAUGUAUUUCAUCAUUACUCUCAAAAUGGCUUACAGCAAGUACCACACAAUGGAUCUGUCAGAGGCCCACAGCCAGGAUUUCUCCAUGGAAUGCCACAGAUUCCACUCCAGGGAGGGCAGCAUGGCGUUCAUCAGCCUGCAACCCUCAGCUCUCUACCUCCCAGCCACCCUGUAUCCCAUCCACUUGCUCAGCCCUCUCCAGCUGAUCAGGGAGACCAAAGGCCUUGUGAGCCUACCAGCAGGAUAGUGUCAGGUGGGAGCAUGGCUUCCCAAGAUAGCAGCAAUGCUAAACUAAAUACUGAUUCUGCCAGUGGACUUUACAAACAACAGCCCUUAGGUCAGGAGACACAAUCCAUGCUGGGAAGGCAGGGACCAGCACCGCUUCACAGUCAGGCUGGUCCAACACACUCUCAGGGUCCAGAGAGCAAUACCAUGGCUCAAUACAAUGUAAAUCAGCCAACACAUCAACACUUCGGCCCACAGGUAGGUAGACCAUUACACCCCUCAAACCACCAGCCUUACCCAAGUCAUGGACCUCCAUCACAAACAAAUAGCCUCAGUCAUAAUCCUGCACACUAUCCUGCUUAUCACCAGCAAGGAGUUCCAUACCAGUAUUGCAUGGCCACACAACAUCCUCAGGGCCAUCCAAGCAUGUAUCCUCAGUACCAGCAGUUCUAUCAGACCCGCAGACAUGGAUUUCGAGCUGAGGAGUGGCCUAGACCUCCAUACCAGCCUCAACCCCCAGUGAUGCCCCAUUCUUACCCAUCACCAUUAGUUGGCACUUUUAAUGGCCGGCAGAAGGACACCACCAUGUCUCCACAGGGCUCAGAUGGGUCUGGUGGGAGCUUAAUGUCACCAAGUCCUUUACCUGAUGGGUCUCAUGGGAGCACUUUGGAAAGCAGAGAUGGUUGCAGCCCUGCCAAGCAGGCAAGAACUGAAGAGCCUUCUGAAUGCUCCGGCAGCCCGAAAGAGAUCUUGGACCUGGACAGCCACAAUGCUGCAGCCCGACGUCGUACUUCAUCUCAGCCGCACCACAAUUUCCUAUAUGGCCCUCGUUCCAUGCAUUCCAGCAUGCAGCAAGGUGGUGCGACUCCACCCCAAAUGAUGGCAGGUGGUUCAUAUUCCAGCCACCAAUUUCCCAUCAGACAAUUUGCCCAACAGCAUCCACAUCCACAUUUGAUGGAAGCCUUACAGAGGCCCCAGCACCUGCCUUUCUCCCCAGGCCAAAGUCACAUGGCUAUGUACAGGCAUCCAGAUGUUGCCGGGCACUUCCAGGGAAUGGUCAUUCCACAAAGAACAGUGGUUGCAGAACACUUACUUCGCACUGGGCAGCAGAUGUUGGGUACAGCAUCUCCCAAUGGCCCAGGCAAUAAACAAGGAGUAUGAAAGGUAAAAUUGCAGUGGCAGCUUGUGAAAAUGAGUACCUUCUACAACACUGUUACAUCCUGGAAUAUACAAGGAAAUGGAGAACACAAUGACAGAACUGAGGAAGAUUGGCGAUGUAAUAAUUUACUGAAAAUGGCAAACUGUAACAUCAGUAGGAGUCCCCACUCCUCAGACAAUCUCCUGAUAUAGUGUAACUCAUAGCCCCCACCUUCAAAAUAAAAGAAACUUUUGGGACACUGAUAAACCAUUUUGGAUUAGGCACUAAUUUUCAAUAAGGAGGGAAAGGAACAUCUCAGUGCUAGGAGAUGUGCUCAGUGAGCUGGACCACUGACCAAGGAAAAGCUGUGAAUCUUCAGUCCUCUCUUUUGUGCUUAAAUAUGGUUUAUACUCAUAACUACUGGUCUGCAGCUUGUCUUUAUGGAAUGUCUCUUUGACCUCAUUUCCUGUAGGAAUAACAUAUCUGAAGCUCCUUCACAUGAGCAGUUAAAAGAAGAGUAAAGAAACUGGAUGUUGCCAAUGAGAAAAGUGAGGUGUCAUUUACCAGUUAGUGUUCCUUCUCAAAGUUAAACUCAGGUGAAGUAAAAAAAAAAAAAAAAAAAAAAGGUGCUGAGACUUCUUGAGCUGUUUCCAAGCUCCAUUGACAAACUAGGCUCAGUUGCCUUUAUUGUUGAAUGUUCUGUGAAUGAUUUUAGAUAUAGUAAUAAUGCAACACAAUGAAUGAAAGAUGGAUUUUAUACUCCACUGGGAAACCACACCUGGAGUGUUUUUAUGAGGUGGUGUUCACUUCAACUAAAACACAACAUCCACUAAAGUUCUGGUGUUAUGCAUCCUUUUAAUGCCGCUUCAACUUGAAGAUUGUCUUUUAUUUACAUAGACUGGCAGAUAACCUGGCUUCUGUAUUUGUUAUGCACUAGGAAUAGUCUUUCAUACUGGAAUUAGUGGCCUUGGACUAAAAUUAGACUUGUGCUUCUUUGUAUGAGACUAAAUUCUACAACUUUUACUUAAGUUGUCUCUAUCUUUAAUGUGUGUCUGGUUGUCUCUUGUUGUGUCCUACUAGUUUAUGUGCACAGAAUGAAAAUGAAUCAGGUUUUAGAUACUAAGGGUUUUUUUUUGUUUUUUUGUUUUUUAAACCUCUAUACAGGCUACUGGUCAGUUUUUUUUUUUUUUUUUUUUUUUUUUUUUUCUUACCAUGGUUUCCUUGAAGGCUGAUUUAUUGUCAUCUGAUGUCUAUCAUCAUUUGCCAUCUUAAUUUUUUGUUUUCACACACUGGAAUGGAAAUUUAGAUUGUCACAAACGACAACCAACUGGAGCUGCAAUACUACGGUAAUAGUGCAUCAAAUGAGAGUACAAAUUAGCCUUAAACUGACUAAAGAUCUCUUGGAGAAGUACCACUGUAGCUCUUUUAAUCAAAUAAGAAUAUGUCGAUGUGCUCAUAUUUUACAUGAAUGCUUCCUCUUUUAAUUCAGUGUACUGAAUAUGUUCUCAGGGUAUAGUGGUUUUAAUACGGGUAUUGUCAAAUGAAUAUUCAGUGAAAAAUAUGAAUGAAAUGUCACUGGAUCUGUGAUAAUUAACCGCAAUUCAUCUUAAGACAGUUAAUGUGUUUUUUCAGUACAAAGGCAAGUAACAGGAAAAAGGCAAGCUGUUAUUGUGUUUAAUAGCAUUUGUCACACUGUUCUUUAAAUUCAUCUGAUUAUUUGUUUUAAAUGCAUUUUUUAUGGGGAAGGGCUGACUUGAAAACAGAGUUGGUGCAUUUAGUUCAUUUUCAUAGCUCCUACUGUUGUCCUGCACUAAAAAUUCUUUAUUUGAAUAUGUACUUUUUUUUUUUUUUUCAUGUGUCAUCUUAGUCUGGUUUCACUCUUACUUGGCUCAUCACAACAAACCUUUAAAAAAUUCAUCUAUUAAUGAUAUGGCAGCAAGAAUAUCUACCUCAUAAUGCCAAAAUUCAGCACAUUCUCCAGUCCCUUUUUUAUACACAAAGAUAAUUUUGUCACUUGCUAAUAUGUUUGUACUCUUCACUCUUUACUAUAUCACUUUAUAAGCCUUAAUAUGCCCACUUGUAAAACCAAACGGUUAUUAUUAGUUUAUCAGUGCCAAGUUUGAACAUAAAACAUCUGCAUUCCACAUUUUGAAUGUUUGUGUGUCACCACCAUAAUUGAAAAAUGUGACCAUUCAUGUUCACUUUGUUGCCUUCAUUUUGGAAUUGCAUAGGAUCCACACUGAUGUCAGCGGAAAAUGGGUUGUACACCAUAUAUAAAGGAUUUGUCUGUGAUUAUUUGUGAUGCAUUGUCCCAGAAACCUGUGAUAGUGUCUCGUGUCUGGUGGUUAUAUUUUAACAGUAAAUAGUUUUUCAUGUACAUGUUGUUACAUAUGUAUGACAUGAAUGCUGUCCACUUGUUUUGCGUAAACCUGUCUUUGCUCACUAAUAAAUUUAUAUCAUUUUAGCAAGAAAAGAAAGUCUUGUCAGGAUUGUCCUAUUUAGCUGUUCAAAUGUAAAGGGAUCAUUUAGCUGUAAUGGACUGCAAGAUUGUGUGGGUUUUGCUGUGUAUAAAUGUGUUUAUUUUCAUUGGUGGGUUAAAAAUCUGUCUCUUUAAAUCCACUCAUCUGUUCUCAUCUAUUCUGUCUGCACUAGUUAAGCAACUAGUUGGUUAAAUGCAAAUCAUAUUUAUUUGCUCUUUGUACAUUUUGUCUUUUUUAAUGUGUUCUCUUUUUCUUUUUUCAAACUGUUCUCUUUACCUCUGUAGCAGGGAUGGCAUUGAAAAAGACACCUGUAACUUUCAUUUUUAUGUUAAGUUUCUUGUAAAUUCUUACCUGACAAAUUAUUUUGGAAAUAGGCCGAAGUAUUUUUUAUGCUGUACAUUUCUUAGAAUAAAUUACGUUUC
This is a messenger RNA of Myxocyprinus asiaticus (Chinese sucker), 7822 nucleotides long. RefSeq names its product chromatin remodeling regulator CECR2-like. Gene Ontology annotation, cellular component: CERF complex. Gene Ontology annotation, biological process: chromatin remodeling. The record is from RefSeq and is a predicted model, not a curated record. Gene Ontology annotation, molecular function: protein binding. Lineage: Eukaryota; Metazoa; Chordata; Actinopteri; Cypriniformes; Catostomidae.